Messenger RNA from Eimeria necatrix, 5757 nucleotides. RefSeq lists its product as hypothetical. The record is from RefSeq and is a predicted model, not a curated record. Lineage: Eukaryota; Apicomplexa; Conoidasida; Eucoccidiorida; Eimeriidae. The transcript is spliced from 3 exons. The coding region runs from base 1 to 5757 and encodes 1918 amino acids.
AUGAGAAGUAGGACAAUACUCAGGCGCAGCAGCGCCUCGCUGCUGCUGCCUACGCAGGAGCAGCUGCAACACCUCACAGAAACCCAGCAGCAGCAGCGGCUGCAGCAGCAUAGGCGCAGCAGCAGUUUGAGCGUCCCUUUGCUGGGCACUCACGCAAAGUCUGCAAAUCUUCAGCUGUGGGAGCAGCUACAGUGGCAACAGCAGCAGGGGCUGCAGCGGCAGGGACUGCAGCGUCAGGGGCAGCAGCUUUCGGAUCAGUGGCAGCAGCAGAUCCCGCUCCAGCAGUGGGGACAACAGCAAACUUGGCAGUGGCAAUCUCAGCCUAAUCUUCUGCAGCAGCAGCCACAGCCUGCUGCAACAUCUGCGGCGGGAGCGGUGCCUGCUACCGUGGCUCCUAUCAGCAGCAACACGCUUUUACGGCCUAAGGAGCUUCUAGAGUCCCACUGGCAGGAUGUGCAGGCAGCAGCAGGAGCUGCCGCCCCUGUGAGCCCAGCCGUGUUUUCAACGGCAGAAGUACCUGCGCCUCUCUCCCGCCGAGCAACAGCAGCAGCAGUUGCUCCAGCAACGCCAGUGACAGUUCCGUGUUCCAUGGACUGGGACCCGCUGCUGCUGCAGCAGCUGUGGCGAGCCGCGGCAUACAACGAGCAGCAGCUAGAUUAUGUCGCUGCUCUCUUUGGCCGAUUGCAUGCGGUAGAUCAACUACUGCGACCACCUACUACUGCUGCUCUCACACCUACAACAGCAGCAGUUGCAGCUGCUGCGGCGCCAACCACAGCUACCAUCAGUGCAGCGGAGCUCGGCAUGUUUUGGGUAGCCUACGCAGCAAUGGAAGACGCUCCGUACUGUUGCUGCGAGGCCUCAACCCGGAGUAGUAGCAGCAGCAGCAGCAGGUGCUGCCUGGAGCGGCUGGGGCGUGUGGCUGCAGGCGGAGAAGGGAGGGUGGGGUUGUUAUGUUUCACUCGUCUGGUGGCUCUAUUGGACUGCCAAACAUCCAACGAAGCUGCAGCGGCGGCAACGCUGCGGCUGCGGCUCAUCUUCUCUUAUUUCGCCGAUGACUCACUGUUUGUGUAUCAGCAGCAGCAGCAACAGCAGGGGAUAAGCAGGAAGCGGGUGCCUGUGUGGAGUGACAAGAGUUACAGGGCGUUCAGGCUGGCCAUGUGCCGCUCUAAGGCUGUGGACCCGGCAAAAUCUGGUUCCCUGCCUGCCUCUCUUGCGGACUGCCUGACCGCGCUGAGGUGCACGCACACUCCAAUGCUGCUGGAGGCUCAGUUCUUUGCCUUGGUUCAUGCAAACAUUAUAUCGGGCACCUCUCGCUUCUUGAGAAUAUGUUUGUUUGGCGGAGGUGCUGAUACACCUGAGCCGCUGUUUGGGUUGGACGCGCUGCCCUAUCCCCCGACAGUAGUCAGAACUACAAUCUUGCCUCCCGCCGCUCCCACUGCUGAUGCUCCUGCUGCCGCCGCUGCUGCUCGUCGUCCUGCUGAAGCUCCGAGUGUUGCUGCUGCAGCGCCUUAUAUUACUCCGGCAUUUGUUGCGUCCUCCGGUCAUGCACGAGAAACUCCAUUACACCUCCUGCAGCAGCAGCAGCUGCAGCAGCUCCAUCUGCAGCAGCAGCUGAUGCAGAGGACGAGCCUCAAGCGGGUCGCUAUAUCUUCUACGCUGCAGCGUGAGCAGCCAUUACAGCAGCAGCCGCUGCCGCUACAGCAGCUCGAGGCCCAGGGACCGCAGCUACUGCAGCAGCACGAACAGCAAGAUUGGUCUGCGGAUCAGCUGCUAUUGCAAGCUCGCGUCUCACCAUCACAAUACUUUUCUCCAGAGCAACAUCAACAGAAACAGCAACACUUACACCAGAAACAGCAUCAACUACAGCCGCAGCGGCAACAGCACACUUACUACCAGCUGCCUGAUCAAGCAGGGCAGUCGCUUGCCGGUAUAUGCGUCAGCAACAGCACCAUGGACCGGCAUUUAUUGCUUAACUCUACUGCAACAAACAGCAACAACAACACCAGCAACGCCCUGCACGAGGGGUACAGCUCCUUGCUACAGCACUCGUUGCACGUGCGGCAGCAACCAGCACACCAGCAUUUGUUCCAAUUGGCUCAAGAGCAUCUCAGGACGGACUACGAAGCGGAGCAAGAGGUGCUGCGACUGCAACUAUUACAGCAGCAGCAACAACAGCAACAGGAAAUUCAGGGGAGCCUCAGGAUACCGUCCGAGACAGAACAGAUGACGCGUCAGUCGCCAGUCUUGAUGCAGCCCCAGCAACAACAGCUGCAGUCUCUACGGCAGCAUCAGCAGCAAGUGUGGCCCUAUUUAGAUGGCCCACUUUGCCAUGGCACUAGUGAGGCGGUUGAGUUGUUUCUACAGCAGCUGCAACAGCAACAGCAACAGCAGCUCCUCCAGCAACAAAAACAACAGUUGCAGCUGCAGGAGGAGCCGCAGGAAUCUGUGAGGUCACCCCCGCAGCUGCUUCCUCAACUGCCACAACUGCAGCUCAACCAGCAACAGUCUCUGCGGCUUCAGAAGUCGUUGCCAGAGCAACAGCAAAACCUCCAGCGGCUGGAGCAGCAGCAGCAACAGCAAGGCUCUCAGGAGUUACUGGGCUCUUUAACCCUCCCAGUUAGAAGGUCUCCUCCUGCUGUAUGUAGGGGAGAGGGCUUGCAACUAGGACGAGGAGUGGCAGCUCCUGCAGCACCGACGGCAGAAGCACCCCCAGUAGCACCGGUAACAGCAGCAACACCUGCUCCAGCACUAGUAGAGACAGCUUCCGAGAUGCCUGCAGCAGCUGGUUCAUCACCAGCAGCAAGCGGCAUCCCGUCGCUGUCCCUCGCUAUUCAGCGGCCUGAGCCUCCACCACCACCUCAGCUGCAGCAACAGCAGCAAGAACAGCAGCAGCACCACCAGAGACAGCACGCAGAUUGGAGCAGUAAUACACGACGCGCGGUGCUGCUUCCUGUUGAAUCCCUUGGCUCUGCGUCUCUUACCUCUUCAGUACCUCAUACUGCAGCGACCGCAACUACAGCUGCGGGAGCAACAGCAAGAGGUGACGUAGGUAGCCCAGGCCCUCAUGCUGCUGCUCCCCCAAGGCGGCUGCUCCUGCGUGCCCAGAGCAGUAGCAGCACCGCCUCCAUCAGCCUGCAAGAGCCUCAGCAGCAGAGUCCCCCAAGGGUUGCUAGGGGAGGCAAUAGCAGUAGCAGCGCAGGCAGCAGCAUCGUUAAUCGCAAUAACAAAAGUGACAAUCCUCCCAAACUCGCUGGUCCUGCAUCAGCUUUGUUGCAAGCCCCAACGGUGCCCCCCGCAGCAGCAGCAGCAGCGCAUGAUACGGGCAGUGCUCUUGCACUGCCUCCCGUGUCUCAAGUAGCGCAAAAAUCGGAGACGGCGCCGGCAGCAGUUGCUGCACCAGCAAGAGAGUGCACACCAGCUGCAGCAGGGGAGAUGCUUGAGAAGUCGAUGCCGAAACCUCUGCUCAUCGACCACCAGCCAUCAACAGCGGCGUGCAGCAGAGAUACUAGUGAUAACAGCAACAGCAACGGGAGUACAAACAGCAACAGCAAUAGUAUGGCAGUGCUGCCACUAUUUCAACCUCAGCCAUUGCUGCGCCGCAGCCGCGUGAGCGAUCCCCCGGCGUCUCCGGUCGCGGUUGCUGCCGGAGCAGUAGAACGCAGCAGCAGCAACAUCAAAGGCAACAGAAGCAGUAACAAUGACGGCAACAGUGGCGGGGGUUUCAGCAAUAAUAGCACCAGCAGUAGCAGCGGAGGCGAAAUGAGAAAUACGAACCAAAACGAGAACUGCGCGAUUACUGACAGUGCUAGCAGCAGCAACAGCAGCAGUAGGAGCGGCGUCAGCCGGCGGCUGAUCCAAUCCCUCAUGUCGCCACUGCAUAGCUCUGGAGAAGGCAAGUGCAUCAAUAAGAGCAGCAGCAGCAACAAAAUCAGGAGCAAUCAGGAGUAUAAAGCAGCCUCCGCGUGCAUGCAACCCAAGCAGCAUUCUUCCCAUUCAUCUGGCGGCAACAGCGCUGACAGCGACAACGGCCGUAGUAGCAACAGCAGUGACACCACCAGAAACAAAUCUAUAAGGCCUCGCCACGACCUUCUGGCUGCUAUUCAGAGGGAGUGUUGCGAGGACUCUGAACUGCUGCGGCUGCGGCAGCAGCAGCUGCAGCAGCAGCAGACACCCAAGGAUGGCGGGGGUGCAACAGCGGCGAAGCCAGCAGCAAAAACAACAACAGAAACAGAGCAGGUAGCUGAAUGUCUCCUCCGGGAACCGUGCGCGCUAUCCCCUCCCUUGAGGCCUCAUGGUCCGGCAUCGAGGCAGCAAGAUUCCCACCUGAAGCCACUGCAGCUCGCAGCAGCAGCGGCAGCAGCAGCAGCAGUUGCGAAGCCACGACAAAGCACAAGGAUACCCUUCGGGUCCCCGGAGCAGUUGACAACAAGUCAAAGACACCAGCGGCAGCAAUGGCAGGAGCAGACCGCUGCUUCAGCGACGACGGAACAGCAGCAGGAAGUCCAAGAGACACCUGUUGGGUCUCCUCGAGGAAGGGUAGCAGCAGCAUCUCCAGGAUCCACAAAAGCAAUAUCUUUUCAUGAGGAGUUGAGGCAGCGCCUUCUGCAGCGAGGUGGUCCCCUCGAGCAGCAACAGCAGAAGCAGAAGCAGCAGCUUGUCCUGAGGCAUAGUGCUGCGUCGCCGCCCGUCUUCGGGCUCCCUAGGGGACCAUGUGCUGCUGCUGUUGCUACUGCUGCAACUGGAGCAGCAACAAGUGAGCAGCAGCAACAACUGCGGCAAGCAGAAGCAAAGACCGAUGAGUUCUCAGGAGCUGGAACGAAAAUAGCAGCUGCAACAACGGCAGCGGCAGCGCUGCCUACUGACAAGCUGCCCCAAGUGAUGCUCCAGCAGCGGCAGCAGUCGAGGAAAAUACAGGACCAGCAACAGCAGCAGCAGCAAAAGCAUCCUGUCCCGAAUCUUGGGGGUUCAGGUUCUUCAGGGGCAAAGCCAGAAACAACCGAAGCCGCAGAAGCAACAGCACUUGACCCGCCCAAAGAGGCUGAUGCUUGGACCACUAGUGCUGAUAUCCCACGCGUUGGCUUCAGCGUCUUCGCCCCUCGUAAGCAGCUCACUUGUUAUGACCCUCUCGCCUCUGCUGCCGCUGUUGCUGCCGCUGCCGCUGCCGCACAGGGAGCUGCGGCCGUGCAGCCUCUUGUGGCCGCGGCAGCUGCAGCUGCUGCUGCAGAAGCAGCAGAAGCAGCAGGCCUUGGAACAGCAGAAGAAACAGCUGAGAGAGCAGCACGACUCGCAAGAACUGCUGUUGAUGUUGCUGCAGCAGCAGCAGCAGAGGCUGCAGACAUAAAGGACCCAGAGGCAGCAGCGUCAGCAGCAGCCGCAGCUGCUGCUGCAGCAGACCCAAGUUGCAGCGAUGCCGAGGGAGAAGAGCAUCUGCUGCUUUUCUACACUAGGCAGCAGCAGCUGCCUUGUGGGAUAGGUUCAACUGCAGCUGAAGCAGCGGCAGCAGCAGCAGCAGGAGCAUCAGCAGCAGCAGAUAAUAGGGGACUCACUGGCUCUACAGAAGUCUCUGCUCCCAGCAGAAGCAGUAGCAGUGGCCGCACUUGCACCAGGAAGACUGCACCUGAACGUAGCAGCAACAGCAGCAGCAGCAGGGACAGCAGCGGCGGCAGCGGAAACUGUAGCAACAGCCUUGAUGCUCUUGCACUCAGCUCCUCUCAUGGAGUUUCCCCUAUACUGGGGUCAAGCACUCCACUCACUUAA